This is a messenger RNA of Lagenorhynchus albirostris (white-beaked dolphin), 1089 nucleotides long. It is a transcript of the gene MSI1, whose product is annotated as musashi RNA binding protein 1. The record is from RefSeq and is a predicted model, not a curated record. Bases 1 to 1089 code for a protein of 362 amino acids. The transcript is spliced from 14 exons. Gene Ontology annotation, molecular function: RNA binding. Gene Ontology annotation, cellular component: cytoplasm. NCBI's taxonomy places the organism in Eukaryota, Metazoa, Chordata, Mammalia, Artiodactyla, Delphinidae.
AUGGAGACUGACGCGCCCCAGCCCGGCCUCGCCUCCCCGGACUCGCCGCACGACCCCUGCAAGAUGUUCAUCGGGGGACUCAGUUGGCAGACUACGCAGGAAGGGCUGCGCGAAUACUUCGGCCAGUUCGGGGAGGUGAAGGAGUGUCUGGUGAUGCGGGACCCCCUGACCAAAAGAUCCAGGGGUUUUGGCUUCGUCACUUUCAUGGACCAGGCGGGGGUGGAUAAAGUACUGGCGCAAUCGCGGCACGAGCUCGACUCCAAAACAAUUGAUCCCAAGGUGGCCUUUCCUCGGCGAGCACAGCCUAAGAUGGUGACUCGAACGAAGAAGAUCUUUGUUGGGGGGCUGUCAGUAAACACCACGGUGGAAGACGUGAAGCAGUAUUUUGAGCAGUUCGGGAAGGUGGACGAUGCCAUGCUGAUGUUUGACAAAACCACCAACCGGCACCGAGGGUUCGGCUUUGUCACGUUUGAGAGCGAGGACAUCGUGGAGAAAGUGUGUGAAAUCCACUUCCACGAAAUCAACAACAAAAUGGUGGAAUGUAAGAAAGCUCAGCCAAAAGAGGUGAUGUCACCGACUGGCUCGGCCCGGGGGAGGUCUCGAGUCAUGCCCUAUGGAAUGGACGCCUUCAUGCUGGGCAUCGGCAUGCUGGGUUACCCUGGUUUCCAAGCCACGACCUAUGCCAGCCGGAGUUAUACAGGCCUCGCCCCUGGCUACACCUACCAGUUCCCCGAAUUCCGUGUAGAGCGGACCCCUCUCCCGAGCGCCCCAGUCCUCCCCGAGCUUACAGCCAUUCCUCUCACUGCUUACGGACCCAUGGCAGCGGCAGCGGCAGCAGCAGCUGUGGUUCGAGGGACAGGCUCUCACCCCUGGACGAUGGCUCCCCCUCCAGGUUCAACUCCCAGCCGCACAGGGGGCUUCCUGGGGACCACCAGCCCGGGCCCCAUGGCCGAGCUCUAUGGGGCAGCCAACCAGGACUCGGGGGUCAGCAGUUACAUCAGCGCUGCCAGCCCCGCCCCCAGCACUGGCUUCGGCCACAGUCUUGGGGGCCCCUUGAUUGCCACAGCUUUCACCAAUGGGUACCACUGA